GCGUCGAAAACGUAAUCCACAUUCUGAGUUGGAAUUAGAAGGUGCUGUCACUAGGGAAGUGUUUAAACCUAGAAGUGUGUUAUAAUUCGUGUUGUUUUGUGGUUUUAGUUUGUUUUGUGUAGUGAACUAGUUUUUCACGCCGCACCUCAACUGCGGAUGAAUACACAACACUGACGUCAUCACCAGCUUCUACUAUUCAAAGUAUUUCGAGUAGCCGGUGCAGUGUGGCGUUUGUAGUUUUACCGGCCGUGUUUAUUAGUCUGUAGUACAUCUCUUUCCGAAAUGGCUGACCAACUGACUGAGGAACAGAUCGCUGAGUUCAAGGAGGCGUUUUCCUUGUUCGACAAGGAUGGUGAUGGCACAAUCACAACCAAGGAGCUGGGAACCGUCAUGAGGUCACUAGGCCAGAACCCCACAGAAGCCGAGCUUCAAGACAUGAUCAACGAAGUUGAUGCUGAUGGUAACGGCACGAUCGACUUUCCCGAGUUUCUCACAAUGAUGGCCCGAAAAAUGAAAGACACAGACAGUGAAGAGGAGAUCCGAGAAGCGUUCCGAGUGUUUGACAAGGACGGUAAUGGUUUUAUCAGUGCGGCGGAGUUAAGGCACGUGAUGACCAACCUGGGUGAGAAGCUGACAGACGAAGAGGUCGAUGAGAUGAUCAGAGAAGCUGAUAUCGACGGAGACGGACAAGUAAAUUACGAAGAGUUUGUAACCAUGAUGACAUCCAAGUGAGGCGUUGUGGGUAUUCUAAGUGCGAUCAGACCUGCAUUUCUGCUUUCAAUUCUAACACUACAAUGAAUUGGAAAUGAGAGUAGCAAAAACACAAACACUAAAGUGAGCUUUGAUGUUUUCAGUGGUAAUGAUAAGUGAACAACUUUAAUAUGUUCGUGUACAUUUUUGUAAAAAAAUAUACUGUUAUAUAUGGUACAUAAUCUUUAAACUGUGUCCGCAAGAUAUAGCAGCGAGUGAUUUCCGUUCCCUCGAGGAGCCUCCGCUUAGUUAAUCUUAGGAGUGUAGGGGCAUUCACAUUCCUUAAAACGAUCCCAUGGCAAUCGAAUCGGUGGUAUUUUUAAGUUACAAAAUCAUCAUAUAAAAAGACAUUAAAGUGUUUACUUCCUACGAUCUGUUUUUAUUUAUUACUUUCGCUAAUUUUUGUCAGCUCGGCUUAUCGUUUUCUUUGUUGGUGGUAUCAAACGGUGAGGCACAUUCUUCAAUUAGUUGCGACCUUGUAAAACUAUUGUGAAAAAAUAAUUAUGAUAGAAAUGUUAUGUAAUGUGUAAAAUCAAGAGGCAAGUAGAUUUCCGCAACGUUUGGUAAUUGGUUUAGUUUCAUUCCUGUUAAACGAGUUAAAACUAAUAUUUAGAGUACAUUUAUUCGGUGUAAUUUAUUUUUGUAAUUAACAGUAGACAUAUUGUUUCACGUCUGGAUGUAUAUAGCGUAUGGUGUUGGGCCGUACGCCGUACGCUCAGAGAUAGUAGCAAUAGCACUGGAGGAAGGGUGGCUGAGCAUAGGCUAAAAGUUACUCGCUGGUGCCUUAACCUCACUUCAUUCCCCUUGUUUUGGUGCUUUCUCCAUUCAGUUUUGUGUUUGAAACUACUUCAUGUUCGAAUGUAGCCAUUUAAUAAUAAUGCAAGUGUGUUUCUCCUGUGCACUACAAGGUAUUUAAUUUUAAACUUACUUAUUAUUUAUUUUUUACUGCUGUUAUUGUAUUUCUUAACUAAAUUUUUUUAACUUCCAUUUUCAUUUGCUAUGUUUAUUUCAGAAAUAAAUUGUUUCCACAUAUACGAUUA
Molecule: messenger RNA, 1790 nt
Organism: Macrosteles quadrilineatus (aster leafhopper)
Lineage: Eukaryota; Metazoa; Arthropoda; Insecta; Hemiptera; Cicadellidae
Product: calmodulin
Exons: 4
Coding region: 283-732 (149 amino acids)
Molecular function (GO): calcium ion binding; enzyme regulator activity
Source: RefSeq, a predicted model, not a curated record